UGGCGUGCUCGUAAGAAACUAUAGUAGUUAUUGUUCCGGGGUUCUCGUUUGCUGGGUCACAUGUUAUAGAAUAGCAAAUCAGUACGUGCUAACUGCGCUGGUGAGAAGUUAGUGUUAGUCGGGGAGCGAGUGAAAGGAGACGGGAGCGAUGACUCGUGGGAACCAGCGAGAACUUGCCCGGGCAAAGAAUAUGAAGAAGAAUCAGGAGAAGCAAAAAAAGCAGGAAGAUGGCUUGUCUGCAGCUGCUCGCAAGGAGAGAGAUGCUCAGAUAAUGCAGGAGAAACAAAAGAAGGCGAGUGAGAAAAAAGAACCAAAAUAGCGAUGUGGAAUAUCAUACGACUAAAGGCAAAAAGAUGACUAGAAGGCAUCACUCCCUCCCAAUAUCUGAACAAAUGGUGUUUACCCAGCUGCAAAGUCUUUGCUUUGAGUUGUUUCCAGAUUUUUCUUCUUCUUUCAGUUAAUUAACAAGUAGUAUAGUUGAAUUCUGCCUCAUGUACAUAAUAUAAAUAUACCACUUUAUCCUACUACUAAGGAGUUCUUUCACUUGCAUUUUUUUUUCCCAUGACUUAUUUUUUCUGCAUGCUGAUCUAUCUUUGGUUAAUUCAGCUCUUGCAAAUACACAUUCUAAGGACAAACUAGAUGGUGUUAGGUCCUUUAUCAAAUGGAAGUAACCUGUCUUUUUGUAUUCACGGUGAAUCCCGGUGAAUAUUAAAGUAACUUUUUCUGUGAA
This is a messenger RNA of Bombina bombina (fire-bellied toad), 730 nucleotides long. RefSeq names its product small EDRK-rich factor 2. The coding region runs from base 149 to 319 and encodes 56 amino acids. NCBI's taxonomy places the organism in Eukaryota, Metazoa, Chordata, Amphibia, Anura, Bombinatoridae. The transcript has 3 exons. The record is from RefSeq and is a predicted model, not a curated record.